GUGAUUAUGAUAAAGUGCUACCGUGCUCAAUAUUAGUUUGAAACCAAUCUAUACAAAUGUUAAAUCGUUUUUAUAUCAGAGGUCUCGUAUCACCUGAAAAUGUUUUAUCGAGUGCAACUUAACAAAUUUCAGCACAAUUGAGAUUCUCUAUAUAGUAAUCUGAAAAGCAAGAUGUAUCAAAGUGUGAUGAUGUUGAACAUUUUGAAAUGCUUUCUAUGCAUGAAUAUGAUAAAGUUAGCGAUGUUGUAUCCAGAAACGUCGGGAAUUAAUCACACUGAAAAUCUGCUGUACGAUCUUUUAUUGGAUUAUGAUUUGUACGUCAGACCGGCGCAACAGGCGAAUGAGAGCGUUAACGUUAAAGUGACUUUUGGUAUCGUAUCAAUUAAAGAUUAUGACGAAAUUCAAGGUACGUUAACUUUUAUUGCUAUACUGGGAUUAGAAUGGUUUGAUUUAAGAAUGGUUUGGGAUCCUAUUUUCUACGGUGAUGUGCGUUACAUAGACGUCGGCUACGACAAGGUUUGGGUUCCAGACAUGUAUUGUGUAAAUUCAGCGACUGGCUUUGAGCCAGUGGGUACUGCGAAGGAAAGAGUUACAUACUGGCUGCAAGGAUAUGCAGCAUACGCACCUGGGGCACUCUUCACCGUGUCAUGUCCGGGCAAUAUGGAGAAAUAUCCGUUUGAUACACAAACAUGUCAUAUAUCAUUUAAUGUUUGGAAUUAUAGAGAGGGAGAGGUGUCGCUGUAUCCGGCAUCUGAUGCCAUUAAUAUUGACUCAAUGAAUAAUAAUAAUAUGUGGUCAGUGAUAAGCACACGUUUCAUAUUGAACCCAGGCGGUACUCAGCUAGACUUCUUCAUGGAAAUAAAAAGGAAGUCAAAAUUUGUUACAGUAAAUGUUGUAGUUCCACUGUUUUUCUUAACUUGUUUGAACAAUUUGGUAUUCUUGCUAGUUCCUGAAUCCGGAGAGCGAAUUUCAUUAUGUAUCACGGUUUUACUCUCAAUAUCGGUGUAUCUAACCAUUCUGAAUCAGUCACUUCCCCAAAGCUCGGAACCAGUACCAAUCAUAUCAUAUAAGGUUAUUGCUGAUUUAGCGGUCAGUUACCUUAUCAUGCUAACGGUAAUAUUCAACCUGAAGCUUUACAAUAAGCCAAAUGAUGAAAGAGUCCCGCAUUAUCUUAAAGCAAUGCAUAAUAUUUUGGAAUGUACUUGCAAAAAAGCAAAACACGUCGCGUCAAAUUUCAAAAACAAGGAAACAGAUUCAAGUGAUACAGUUGGAACUGUAGGGAAGCCCGAAGACAACAAUCAACUGAAAGCACCUCUUGAAGAUGAUAUACCAGAUGCCGAUAUAACAUGGAAGGACAUCAGUGCAUCAAUGGAUAUUGUGUGUUUCAUUUUGUUUGGCAUUUGUACUUUAUGUAGUUUCUACGUUUUCUUACGGACAACAUAUUUUGUCUAAUUUCGUGCCUUGUGACACAUGAACAUUAUCACACCAAUAUCAAUGUAAAACGUUUUGAACUGUAUGUAUCACAAGUAAGUUAUAGGAGGUUUGUCCGGAAAAUCCGUAGACAACCGAUAUUUCUUAUUAAUUCCAUUUUUCUAAACAUUUUUUUUAUGUUGUGCGCACCCAUGAUCAUAAUUGCAUACCUUGAUUACGAUAAAAACAUGAAAUUGAUACCGGCACUCGUGUGAUCGUUUCCGUGGCAACCUUGUUAAGGGGUUCCCGGAGCACGUCAAAAAUAGAGAAAUUUACCUGUGUCCUGCGCCUUCGUUCUAAAUUGGGUAUUUGAAGUGUUAAAAUCGUACUUACAUUAUCAUUAGCAUCUAUUUCGAAAUUGAAACAUUGUUGUAAUUGACUACAUCAAUGUAAUAACGCUCUGUUAUUGGUUCGCCUUUGUGUCUCCAGUUUUCUUUAUGUGGUCCUUUUUUAAAUUUGUUACUGGAUAUUGUAAGGGCUGCGUGCAUUAAAUAUCUCAUUUCUUUGUUGAUCUUUGUCCUCAUAUCUUUCGUUCUAAUCCAUUUCCACAGUGUAAAUAGCCUAAUAUACAUACAUAUUAUAUGAUGCAUUUGUGUAUGUUUUGUAAUAAAAUAUAUUUAUGAAUGUAUUCAUGAAAUGUAUUUAUAAAAUGAAGGGAAAAUGAGACAAGAUAUAAUUAUUUGAAGGAAUAAGUUCUUAUAUCGGGGAAUAUUAAGUAUUGAAUGGUAUUGUAGCAUUCUUUGAACAAGAAGUAGAAUAUUUUCGCGGGGUUUUCAUCAUAAAUGAAAGUGAUCAAGGGAGAAAAUUAUAUUUUUGUUGGCUCUUUUCAUUUUAUCUUCGUUGCAAUACGUAUCUAUAGCAAACAAUUUUUAAACGUUCAUGAGAUAUGUUAUACAGGAAAAACACUUAUAUUAAAUGUAAAAACGUUCAAGUACAUGUACAUAUUUUUCCGGACAACAUACGGCGAAUGUUAUUGAAAAUAAUUUGCCAUUUGUCAUUUACCAUGUUCCACUUUAUAUAAAAUGAUUAUAAUACCUAUACUUUAACACUGCGUUCUUCUUAAGCUCUUUUGCGAUUCAAAAGAUU
Messenger RNA from Ruditapes philippinarum (Manila clam), 2556 nucleotides. Its product is annotated as acetylcholine receptor subunit beta-type unc-29-like. Gene Ontology annotation, cellular component: synapse; neuron projection; membrane. Gene Ontology annotation, biological process: nervous system process; regulation of membrane potential; monoatomic ion transmembrane transport. The record is from RefSeq and is a predicted model, not a curated record. The transcript has a single exon. The coding region runs from base 172 to 1452 and encodes 426 amino acids. Lineage: Eukaryota; Metazoa; Mollusca; Bivalvia; Venerida; Veneridae. Gene Ontology annotation, molecular function: neurotransmitter receptor activity; transmembrane signaling receptor activity; extracellular ligand-gated monoatomic ion channel activity.